AUGUCCUUUAAUGAGCAGCAGUGCAAGAAGCCAUGCGUGCCUCCUCCUUGUCUUCAAAAGAUCCAAGAGCAGUGCCAGGCAAAGGCUGAGGAGGUGUGCCUCCCCCCAUGCCAGGACCCCUGCCAAGAAAAGCAUCCAGUGCAAGCUCAGGAAGUGUGUCUUCCUCACCGCCAGGAGUUAAACCAAGAAAACUGCCCACAGCAAGGCCAAGAUCCAUGCCCACCUCCGUGCCAAGACCAACGCCCACCUCAGUGUGUAAAGCCAUGCUGGGAGCUAUCUCAGACAAAAUGUGUGGAGGUUUGCCCACAGAAAGUCCAGGAGAAGUGCUUACACCCUAGCAAGGGAAAGUAGCUGCUCAUAACGCCAUCUGGGGACAAGAAGAUGGCCAACAGAUGAAAACCCAACCCCAGCCCAUGCAAUGGUGACCUUCUCCUGUGGGUCCCCCUGUGUGCACCGUGUUCUUGCCUUCUGGUUUCCUCAGUAUUCAGGACUUGCUCUGUGUCUCUGAAGUCAGUUCUCUCUGUAUUUCAUGAACCUCUGUGAAUAAGUACAGUUCUCAGCAGUCUAGUAGAUGGUCUCAACUGUAAGAAGAGUAUGGUUGUCAGAGGAGAUCAC
Molecule: messenger RNA, 615 nt
Organism: Diceros bicornis minor
Lineage: Eukaryota; Metazoa; Chordata; Mammalia; Perissodactyla; Rhinocerotidae
Gene: PRR9
Product: proline rich 9
Exons: 1
Coding region: 1-351 (116 amino acids)
Source: RefSeq, a predicted model, not a curated record